UGUGAGUGCGCGUAGUCGCGCGCCUGUCCCCGCGCGGGCUCCGUAGCGCGUGUGCAGGCUGACGCAGCUCGCGGGCCCUCCUCCUGCUCUGCAGCGGCGUCGGCGGAGUUUUGGGCGUUUGGGAGGGGGGCGAGGGAGCGAGAGUCGAGAGAGGGAGGCGGCGGCGGCGGCGGGGAGGAGGAGGAGGAGGAGCAGGCGCCGCCAUGGCCGCCGCUAUCACCGACAUGGCCGACCUGGAGGAGCUCUCCCGCCUGAGCCCUCUGCCCCCCGGCAGCCCGGGUUCGGCGGCGCGGGGCCGGGCUGAGCCCCCCGAGGAGGAGGAGGAAGAGGAGGAGGAGGAAGAGGAGGCGGAGGCCGAGGCGGUGGCGGCGCUGCUGCUGAACGGCGGCAGCGGUGGGGGCGGCGGAGGCGGCGGCGGAGUGGGGGGCGGCGAGGCAGAGACGAUGUCGGAGCCGAGCCCCGAGAGCGCCAGCCAGGCCGGGGAGGACGAAGACGAGGAGGAGGACGACGAGGAGGAGGAAGAUGAGAGCAGCAGCAGCGGCGGGGGUGAGGAGGAGAGUAGCGCCGAGAGCCUGGUCGGCAGCAGCGGCGGGAGCAGCAGCGACGAGACCCGCUCGCUGAGCCCCGGCGCCGCCAGCAGCAGCAGCGGGGAUGGGGACGGCAAGGAGGGCCUGGAGGAGCCCAAGGGACCGCGGGGCAGCCAGGGCGGCGGCGGGGGCGGCAGCAGUAGCAGCAGCGUCGUCUCCAGCGGCGGCGACGAGGGCUACGGGACUGGGGGAGGCGGAAGCAGCGCGACCUCCGGGGGCCGGCGAGGCAGCUUGGAGAUGUCGUCGGAUGGGGAACCCCUGAGCCGCAUGGACUCGGAGGACAGCAUAAGCAGUACUAUAAUGGAUGUAGACAGCACAAUUUCCAGUGGGCGUUCAACUCCAGCAAUGAUGAAUGGACAAGGAAGCACUACUUCUUCAAGCAAAAAUAUUGCCUAUAAUUGUUGUUGGGACCAGUGCCAGGCUUGCUUCAACUCUAGCCCAGAUCUGGCAGAUCACAUCCGUUCCAUACAUGUAGAUGGUCAGCGAGGAGGGGUAUUUGUUUGCUUAUGGAAAGGUUGUAAAGUAUAUAACACUCCAUCUACCAGUCAAAGUUGGUUACAAAGGCAUAUGCUGACACACAGUGGAGACAAACCUUUCAAGUGUGUUGUUGGUGGCUGCAAUGCCAGCUUUGCUUCUCAGGGAGGGCUAGCUCGUCAUGUACCCACACACUUCAGUCAGCAGAACUCCUCAAAAGUUUCUAGCCAGCCAAAGGCCAAAGAAGAAUCUCCUUCUAAAGCUGGAAUGAACAAAAGGAGGAAAUUAAAGAACAAAAGACGACGCUCAUUACCACGGCCACAUGAUUUCUUCGAUGCACAAACACUGGAUGCGAUAAGACAUCGAGCCAUAUGCUUUAACCUCUCAGCUCAUAUAGAAAGUUUAGGGAAGGGACACAGUGUUGUUUUUCAUAGUACUGUAAUAGCUAAGAGAAAAGAAGAUUCUGGGAAAAUCAAACUUUUGCUUCAUUGGAUGCCUGAAGACAUUCUGCCUGAUGUGUGGGUGAAUGAAAGUGAACGACAUCAGUUAAAAACUAAAGUAGUUCAUUUAUCAAAGCUACCCAAAGAUACUGCCUUGCUUUUGGACCCAAACAUAUACAGAACAAUGCCGCAGAAGAGGUUGAAGAGAAAAGGGAAAACGUGGAAGUACAGAAAUGAAUCAUACAACAAAUAUGUGUGUACCAGGCACUUCCUGUGGCUGGGAAUAUGGACUAGCAGGUCUGCAUUGGAUCCUUGAUUAUGAAUAUUAGAGGUUGAGAUACUUCUAGAAGCCUGUUUCUGGGAUUGUUUCAUCCAUCUCUUAGAAACAAUAUAAAACUAUUAGUUUGGUAUCUUACCUUUUAAUCUUCUCCCACCCCUAAUUCAAAAAGGUUUCAUGACACAGCAAGAUAACAAUUUAAAAAAUGAAUAGAAAUAAGAGAGGAAAAUUUUUAAAGUAAGGUGCAGCUGGAGUGAUCUCCAUGAAAUGCAUGCUCUUGAAUUUUAUAUGCUUAUCAGAGGUUGGCCAUAAACUUGCUAGCUUUGAGCUAAUUUAUGAAGGAGUGCAAGAGGAUGUUGCAGGAUUCAUGGCAUUUAUAACUGGGUAGUAAGCAUUUAGAAUUAGCUGGACAGUGGGCUAGGGGAAUUGGUUUAGCCUUCACAUUUAGUCCUUACAGUUAAUAUAUGAAAUGUGGGUUUUACUAUUUUUGUUUUACAAGUGAGAUACUUGGUUAACUUGUCCAAGACAUACAGCCAGCAAGUGACUGAGCCUGGAGUUUGAACCAGUUCUGCUUGACUGUAAAUCCAGAAAUCUUACUGUUGUGCCACUUUGAUAAAUAAUUAUUUGAAUGUAUUUUGCAAGGCUGUGUUAAUAAGCAUCUUUGAAAGAAAAUACAUUAAUCAGUGUCAUACACAUUUUAACCAAGCUUUGCUCAUCUCUCUGCGUGCUUUGAAACUAUUUCCAGUUGUUAUGCAACUGAUUGCCUAGGGAUCGAAAUGACUUUUAGUUAAUGACAAACAAGAUAAAUAUGUUGCAAAAUCAUUAAAAAUACUUCACCUUCACUGAUUCCUUCUCUACUGCUCUUUUUUCCUUUAUAUAGACCUGAGUUUCUCACCUGUAUCAUUAUCCUUCUCUCUGAGAAACUUCUUUUAAUAUUUGUUGCAAGGCAAGUCUACCGGCAACACAUUCCCUCAAAUUUUGUUUGAGAAGGUCUUUAUUUCUCCAUAAUUUUUGAAGGUUAAUUUCACAGGAUAUGGGAUUCUAGAUUGGUGGGUUUUUUUCCCCUCUCUCAACACUUUAAGCAUCUCACUCUCUUGCUUACCUGUUUUCUGAAAAGGAUGAUGUUAUUCUUAUCCUUGGCACUCUAUAGAUAAGGUGGGUUUUUUCCUCUAGCUUUUUCCGAGAUUUUUCUUUAUCUUUGAUUUUCUGCAGUUUGAAUAUGGAAUGCCUACUUGCAAGUUUUUUGCAUUUAUCCUGCUUGGUGUGUUCUCUGAGCUUCCUAGAAUUGUGGUUUGUUGUCUGAUAUUAAUUUUAGGAAAUUAUCAGUUAUUAUUGCUUCAUAUAUUUCCUCUGUUCUUCUGUCUCCGUGUAUUCCCAUUACAUGUAUUUUACACAUUUUUAAUUAGGUUGGUGCAAAAGUAAUUGCGGUUUUUGCCAUUACUGUCAAUAGUUGUCCCACUUCUUGGAUAUUCUGUUUCCUUUUCCUUUUCCCUUUUCCAUUUUCCCCCCGCCCCCACCCCGCUUUCUUUUUCUUUUCAGUUUUGGAAGUUUCUUUUGACAUAUCCUCAAGUUCAGAGAUUUUUUCCUCUCCUGUGUCCAGUCUCCUAAUGAGCCCAUGAAAAGCAUUCUUCAUUUCAAUUACAGUGUUUUUUGCUUUCUUAGAAUUUCCAUUUUUCUGCUUAUAUUACCCAUCUCUUCUUGCACAUUGUUUGCUUUUUCCAUAAGAGCUCUUAGCAUAUUAAUUAUAAUUAUUUUAAAUUCUUAUCUGAUAAUUCCAAUGUCUCUGCUAUAUCUGAGUCUGGUUCUGGUGCUUGUUGUGUUUCUUAAAAAACUGUGGUUUUUUGGCUGGAUGUGGUGGCUCACACCUGUAAUUCCAGCACUUUGGGAGGCUGAGGCAGGUGGAUCACCUGAGGUCAGGAGUUCAAGACCAGCCUGACCAACAUGAUGAAACACCAUUUCUACAAAAAUACAAAAAUUAGGCAUGAUGGCGGGUGCCUGUAAUCCCAGCUACUUGGGAGACUGAGGUGGGAGAAUUGUUUGAACCCAGGAGGCAGAGGUUGCAGUGAGCUGAGAUCCCGCCAUUGCACUCCAGCCUGGGCAACAGAGCGACGCUCUGCCUUAAAAAACAAAACAAAACAAAAAAACAAAGCAAACAAAAAAAACCUGGUUUUUGCCUUUUGAUUUGCCUUGUACUUUUUUGUUGAAAGGUGGACAUUGGUUGAAAGGUGGUCAUAAAUAGGCCCUUAAUAAAGUGGUGGUGAAGUGUUGGAGGUGAGGAAGCAUUCUAUAGUCCUACAAUUAUGUCUCAGUCUUUCAGUGAACUUGUGCCCCUGGGCUGUGACCUUUACAAGUGCUUUUCAGUUUUUCCCCCUCUUUAAUUGGGAUAGGAUGGCUAGAGGGGGCUGUGGUUUAGAUGGCCGAGUUUCAGUGUUCCCAUCUACAGGACCUUUCCCAAGUUGGUUGGUCUCUGAUAAAACGUUAGUAAGUUAAGCUCUGGUUAAAUAGUUUCCCUUAACAUUAAAGAAUUUUUUUUCUUUGAGGGCAGGCCUUAUUAAGAACAGAAUGGUCCGGGUAUAUUCCAAAUGGCUGGUUUUCUCAUCCCCCUGCUGGAAAUGUGUGGGUUUUUCUUUCUGUCUUCACUGUGAGAACCUGGUAGAACUUCUGGAGAUGAACUCACAAAAGUAUGUGGGCAGAGGGGGAUGGUAGGCACUAAGACUGGGCCCUUUGGAUUUUUAAACUUUUAGACUUGUCUGCAUUGAGCCUCUAGCAAUUUGACAGAUUUAAGAAGAGUUGUUGCUGGACGUGUUGGUUCACGCCUGUAAUCCCAGCACUUUGGGAGGCAGAGAUGGGUGGGUUGCUUGAGUUCACGAGUUCCAGAGCAGCCUGGGCAACAUGGCAAAACCCUGUGUCUACAAAAAAAAUACAAGAAUUAGUCAGGUGUGGUGGCAUGUGCCUGUAGUCCCAGCUACUCGGGAGGCUGAGGUGGGAGGAUAGCUUGAGCCUGGGAGGUAGAGGUUGCAGUAAGCCAAUAUUGCGCCACUGUACUCCAGCCUGGGCAAUAGAACCAGGCCUUGUCUCAAAAAACACAAAAAGAGUUAUUGAUUUUCGGCUCAGUUUUUUACUUGCUGGGAUGGAUUGAUGACUUCCAAGCUCCUUACAUGCUGGACUGGGAGCUGGAAGUUCACACCAUUAGAAAUAAACAGUAGUUUGUUAACAUCCAUUGCUGUGGCUUCACUAGUGUGAACGAGAGUUAAGCAGACACGAGGAUCAGGGAUGUAUUCUCAGACUGUAUGUUAUGCAAUUUAUAUCAGCUUAGAUUAAGCAUUCUCAGGCAACAUUAAAGUACAGUAUUUCUGUUUUUAUGAUUGUUUUCCACUCUGUUUAAAAUACAGGAACUCGGCCGGGCGCGGUGGCUCACGCUUGUAAUCCCAGCACUUUGGGAGGCCGAGGCGGGCGGAUCACGAGGUCAGGAGAUCGAGACCACGGUGAAACCCCGUCUCUACUAAAAAAGACAAAAAAUUAGCCGGGCGUGGUGGAGGGCGCCUGUAGUCCCAGCUACUCGGAGAGGCUGAGGCAGGAGAAUGGCGUGAACCCGGGAGGCGGAGCUUGCAGUGAGCCGAGAUCGCGCCACUGCACUCCAGCCUGGGCGACAGAGCAAGACUCCGUCUCAAAAAAAAAAAAAAAAAAAAAUACAGGAACUCGAAGAAGAAGGAGGAAUCAAAUGAGGAAAAAGGAGAAAUCAGUUAUCUCAGGCAGUUUGAGCUGCUAACAAAGUAGCAUAGACUGGGUGGCUUAUAAACAACAGAAAUUUAUUUCUCAGUUCUGUAGAUUGAAACUCUGAGAUCAGGGUGUCAGUAUACCCAGGUUGCGGAGAAUGUCCUCUUUCAGGCUGUCUUCAGACUGCUGUCUUCUUGUAGUCUCACAUUCUACAAAACUUACGGGAGGAGAGCUCUCUGGGGUGUCUUUCAUGACGCUAAUCCCAUUCAUGACGGCUUUACCCUCAUGAUGCCGCCCAAAGGCCCCAGGAGGGCCUUACUGUCUUAUUACUAUUACAUUGUGGGUUAGGAUUUCAACAUGGCUUUUGGGGAACACAAACAGUCUAUAACAUUCCACCCCUCCCCCCCAAUUCAUGUUCUUGGGUGCAAAAUACAUUAACUCCACCCAGCAACCUCAAAUGUCUUAACUCGUUCCAGCAUCAAUUCUAAAGUCUAAAAUCCAAAGUCUCAUCUAAAUUCGAUGGUAAUCAGGUGGUAAUGUCGGGGCAGGGACCUGAAGAGCAUGAGGGAGCUAGGCCUGGGCUACGUGGCAGAAUGUGUUCCAGGCAGGUGGUGCGAGCACAAAGGCCUGAAGCGUGGGGGCGGGGGGCAGGGGCGGUGGCUGGUGGUGUGGCUGGAACACAGCCAGUGAGGCACGACUAGGGGCACACCAUGAGGGGCAGGGGUUGGUGAAACUUCUCUGCAAACUUUUUUUUGUAAAAAUGUAUCUUUUUUUUUUUUUUAUUUUUUGCCAGGUAUGGCUGGUGGGUAGGUUGUAAAAGGGGUCUGUCUCCACUACUCAUCUCUGUCGUAGUGGGAAAGCAGCCAUAGAUGUUAUAUAGAAAAAUGGACAUGGCUGCAUUCCAGUAAAACUCAUAUUUACAAAAGUAGAGAGUGAGCCAGAUUUGGCACAUUGGCCAUGUUUAGCUGCUUGCCAAUAUAGGUGCUCAUAAGCCAUUGGAAAUCACCUUGGAUUUUAUUCUAAAUGUGAUCAAAGUUUUUGGAGGGUUGUGAACAAGUGAGUGAAAUGAUAGGAUUUAUUUUAAAAGGAUUACAGGCCAGGCACAGUGGCUCACACCUGUAAUCUCAGUACUUUGGGAGGCCAAGGCAGGAGGAUGACUUGAGGCCAGGAGGGUUUUUUGUUUGUUUGUUUGUUUUUUGAGAUGGAGACUCACUCUGUCCUUCAGGCUGGAGUGCAAUGGUGCAAUCUCAGUUCACUGCAACCUCCACCUCCUGGGUUGAAGCAAUUCUCCUGCCCCAGCCUCCUGAGUAGCUGGGAUUACAGGUGCACACCACCAUGCAUGGCUAUUUUUUUUUUUUUCGGUAGAUACAGAGUUCUGCCAUGUUGGCCAGGCUGGUCUCGAACUCCUGAUCUCGGGUGAUCCACCUGCCUUGGCCUCUCAAAGGGCUGGGAUUACAGACAUGAGCCACCGUGCCCGGCCAAGGCUAGGAGUUUGAGACUGCAGCAGGUCAUGAUUGUGCCACUGGACUCCAGCCCGGGUGACAGAGCGAGACCCUGUCUCAAAAAAAAAAAAAAAAAAAAAAAACCCAAAACCAACAAAGGAUUACAGGUUGCUUUGUGGAGAACAGAACAUAUCCUCCACACAAAUGGAAAAAGGAAAAGCUAUUUGGGGUUUCAUAUGAAUCUAGGAAAAAGACCGUGGUGACUUGGACUCUGAUAGUAGCAAUGGAGUUGACAAGAAGGGGUAACAGUAGAUAUAUUCGAGAUGAAGUGUGUGUAUGGGCUAGCUAAAUAUGAUGCUAAUAUUAGUGCAACUGAGUGAAAGAUGGAGCAUCUUACUAGUUUAGAAAAGACUUUACAGGAAUGAGCUUUGGUGGAGAAACUGAGUUUGGUUAAGUUUGAGAUGCCUAUUAAGCAUCUAAGUGACAAAAGGGAGCAUGCAGUUGGGUGUAUUCCAGUCUCUCUCGGAGAAAGAGGAGAAGGUAUGACAAUGAUCUGGAAGGGUGAAUGGAAUGAGGAAAUCUAAUUGAAAUAUUGGACCGUUCUGAAAUAACACAUGAGGUUUGCUCUCAAAUUUAGAGUGACAGCAAAUACCAUUGUAUGUUUUUCCCCUAGUUACAAUGAGCUGUGUGGGUACAGGUAUGGAGUAGGUGGAGAGCUGGGUUUAACUGGAACUGAGGUUUUAUUAGGCAGAUAGAGCGAAGGGAAAGAGGUCCUAGGAAAAUAUGUGGUUUGUACCAAUUUGGAUGAGGAAGGAAGUGAGGUCAUGAUAGUGAGACUGGAAGAUUGAGAGAUCUUAGGUACUGAUGGGGUUGAGGAACUGCUGGACUUACUGUUACUAGAGGAAGCGAAAUGGAAAGUCAGAAGUUUGGUCAGAGAUGCUUAGAAUUAAGUUUUGCUCGUGAUACAUCAAUUGCCUGCACAAAGAUCCAACAUAUGACCGUGAGAAUGGGUGAUGAUGGGGGACUGAGGCUGUGAUCAAUGGAUUUAAGGGAGUUGAGUAACUGAGAGGUCAGAGUGUGGCAUUAAUCCGCUUAACAUGCACUUCAGAAUCAGCAAAAAUGAUUGUAAGAGUUGUAGAGAUCAAUACAUGAAGCUUGGAAGCUAAGUGUAAAAUCUUCAGUGAAUAUGAAUGUUGGGGAGUGAGCAGGAAGAUGGUUGUAAAUGCUAAUUCCAAGUGGCCUUGUGACUUUAGGCCAAGUCACUUAACCACUCAAGUGUCCAUUUCCUUGUGUGUAUAAAUGAUGAGUGAAGACCCAGUUUUUAAACCUGAAAACCUAGACUGUAGUAGGUAUUGGAGGAAGCAAGAGUGGGUUGGGAAGGGAAAGACGGGGGAUUUUCUUCUAGUGCUGUGAUUACCUCUGUGCGUUAUUUACCUCUGGCAUCAGUUUAAUAAACUCUCAUCCAGGAUGUUCUUCAGUGGCACAGUCACAAAGUUAUCACCAAAGUCAAAAGACUACUUGCCAAAAUCAUAAAUACUUUUCUGUUAUUCUAACCAGCUGUUGUAUCCCAUGUUAAAUUUUUCUAUAUUAUUUGGUCUUUACUAUAAUGUUGUAUUUUAGCAGAUCUUUACUAAAUUAAGUGAAUGUAGUGAAGACUUUCUAAAAUAUCUAUUUUUAAGAAUGAAUUGAUCACCCUUUAUGCAAAUAUGGCAUGAUGAAAGUAGAAAGUAGUGGUAGUAAUUCUGCUUAUUAAGCUUAAAGUGUGGGGCAUUUACUAUACUUUUUAAUGCAAAUAAUUCUGAUGGUUAAAAAGUCUUUCAGUUGUUAAGGAUAUUGUAAUAGAUUGAUCAAGCAGUGUGUGUUUUAGCUAAGGUUUAUUUAUAACAGGAUAUGACAGUAGGAAAAUGAAUCCAUUUCUGAUGAGAUUUUUGCAAUUUGUCCUUCCCUCUUUAGAAAAUAUCACAAUCUCAGCUAUAAAGUAUUUCUUCCUUUAAGUAGCUUCUAAAAAGUGAUCUCUAGCUGGGUGUGGUUGACUCACGCCUGUAAUCCCAGCACUUUGGGAGGCUAAGGCAGGUGGAUCACCUGAGGUCAGGAGUUCGAGACCAGCCUGGCAAACAUGGUGAAACCCUGCCUUGGGUGUUCUGCUUGAGCCCAGAAAGUCGAGAAUGCAGUGAGCCACGAUCACGUCGCUGAACUCCAGCCUGGUCAACAGAGCGAGACCCUGUCUCAAAAAAGAAAAAGAAAAAAACUGUAUAAAAGUAACAAAAAUUAGACAAAUAUUGUUUGCAACAUAUGACAGAAAAAAAGGAUUAAUACACUUACAUAGAGCCGGGCACGGUGGCUCAUGCCUAUAAUCCCAGCACUUUGGGAGGCCGAGGCGGGUGGAUCACCUGAGGUCAGGAGUUUGAGACCAGUCUGACCAACAUGGUGAAACCCCCUCUCUGUUAAAAAUACAAAAAUUAACUGGGUGUGCUGGCGGGUGCCUGUAAUCACAGCUACUCAGGAGGCUGAGGCCAGGGAAUUGCUUGAACCCGGGAAGCAGAGGUUGCAGUAAGCUGAGAUCGCGCCAUUGCACUCUAGCCUGGGCAACAGAGCAAGACUCUGUCUCAAAAAAAGAAAAGAAAAGAAAAGAAAUACACUUACAUAGAUGAAUAAUAAAACCAGGCACAGUGGUUCAUGCCUGUAAUCUUAGCACUUUGGGAGGCUGAGGCAGGAGGGUGACUAGAGCUCAAGCGUUCAUGACCAGCCUGGGCAACAUAAUGAGAUCUUGUCUCUACAAAAAUUUUUAAAAAAUUAGCCAUAUGUGGUGACACGCACCUGUAAUCCCAGCUACUCGGGAGGCUGAGGUGGAAGGAUUGCUUAAGCCCAGCAGGAGGAGGCAGCAGUGAAUCUAUGUAUAUAUAUGUAAUUGGUCAAUAAACAAUAUAUCCAGCCUUUGUUGUAAUAAAACAUAAAUUUUAAAAAUGAACUGCCCUUUUUACCUAUCAAUUUUUCUCUUGGUAGUAUUCAGGGUUGGAAAGGGGACUUAAAACAAUGCCACAUAACAUUUCUAGAAAGGAAAUGACAGAAGACACUAAAGCCUAAAAAUGUUUCUCCUCUUUGAGUAAAUAUUUUUCAUUGUAGGAAAUGAAAUAAAUACAAAUACAAGGAUAUUUAUUAAAUCUUUAUUGAUACUGGGAGACACUGGAAACGAUAAUAUUCAACAAUAGGUAACUGGCUAACUAUAGCACACACCCACACUGGAACACCUCAUGGGUAUCAGGAGUCCAGUGACGUGCUGAUGCUCAACACAUACAUUAUAUGUUAUGAACCCAGUCGGGGAGAAAAAGUCUUAUUUGUACAUAAAGGGAAAUAUCCUAAUAUAUCACAUACUAAUAUAUUAACCUUUAUUAUUAAAACAUGAUUAUACUUUUUUUUUUUGAGACAGAGUCUUGCUCUGUUGCCCAGGCUGGGGUGCAGUGGCGCCAUCACUGCUGUCUGCAACCUCCACCUCCUAAAGUGAUAGGAUUACAGGCGUGAGCCACCGCACCUGACCAACUUUAUGUGUUUCUAUGUAUAGAGUUUUGUUUGUUCGUUUGUUUGUUUAUAAACAGGGUCUCACUCUGUCACACAGACUGGAGUGCAGUGGUGCAAACACAGCUCACUGCCUCCUCUACCUCCUGGGCUUAAGCGGUCCUCCUGCCUCAGCCUCCAGCGUAGCUGGGGCCACAGGCAUACACCACCACACUUGGCUAAUUUUUUUAUAAUUUUAAAGACAGGCUCUUAUUUUGCUGCCCAAGCUGGUGUCGAACUCCUAGGAUCAAGCAAUCCUCUCACCUCCCAAAGUGUUAGGAUUACAGGCAUGAGUCACUGAGCCCAGCCUAUAGAGAUAUUUUGAAGAAUACAUUUUAGAAGUGGGAUUCCUGAUCAAAAUUGAAACAUACAGUGCUGGCAAGUUACCCUCCCAAAGGGCAAUACCAAUUUGUAGUCUCAGGAAAGGGAAUAUUUAUUUUUUUACACUUUCAUCAAUCUUGGAUAUUAUCAGUCUUUAAAAAAAUUUUUUUGGUAAAUAUGAAGGUCAGAGAUUUUUACUUCUUAAAGUCUAUGAAAAGAAAAAAACCUUAAAAACAGUCACCAUGGGCAGGUGGAUUGUAAUAAUCAGCUGUGAUCCUUACUGUUGGGGCUUGAUGUUUUUAAAAUCAAUUCUGUUACAGUCAUCUCCAGGCAUUUCUCCAGUUACAUAGGCUUUGCAUUCAUCUCUUUUCCCCAUGUCCCUCCCCAAAAUUAGCGGUUCAGAUCAUUUAGCUUCAUCUAGGGAGUGUCAGUUAUCCCGUUAGACUUUCAUUCAUUCCCAUGAUGAAUGCAUCAACCAGCACAGUGCUGCUUUGCAGGAGGAGAACUUGAAGGGGAUUUUGGCCUCCUCCCCACUUAGGCUAGGCCUGCAGUCAAAUUCAAAGUACAACCGACAGAAAUUUCUUGGAUAUUUAAAUUCCAGGCCUUGUGCUAGACAUUAGGGUUACGGAAGUGUGUGUGAAAGAUGGGAGUGACCAUGGCAAGAGGGAGAGUGGCACAAAGCAAGGCUGGAAAGUUAGGUGCUAGAUCACGCAGGGCCUCAGAGGUCACAGGAUUUCAUCCCGAGACAGCCAUUGCAGGGCAUUUAGUAUGGUAGGGCAUGAUCAGAUGUUACUUUGUAAUGUUAUGAGAAUAGAUAGGAGGAAGUGUGUAGAUACAAGGAGGCCUGUGGGAUGACCAUUGCCAUGGGCCAGGUGAGGGAAGAUGUUAACUUAGACUGGUAGCAGUAAUGAUGAGAAGAAAUGAGUGGAUUUGAGAAAUACUUGGGAAAUAUAUCACUAGGAUUAGGUGAGGUUUCUGGCUUGAGCAACUGCAUGACUUGGUCCCAUUGUGUUGGGAUAGGGAAGUGAGCUCUGGAGGACUAAUCCCUAGGUUUGGCCUACAUUGAUGGUUUAUAAAACAGCGACCAAGAGACAGACUAGUUGGAGGAUUUUUUCCAUUGUCCCUUUGUCCUCUACUUAAGGCAGAGAAUCUUAAUCACCAGUCAGAUAUUACCUGACCCGCUUUUCAGUUCUCUGACAAAGAUGUGUGUGAAUUACAGAGUGGAUAUUUUUUUUUUUUUUUUUUUUUUGGCAUUUUGUCCCAUUUGUUUCUUCUUUCUCUCUGACUCAGUUCCCCUCAUUAUAAAAAAUUUUGAUUGAUACUUAAUAAUUGUACAUAUUUAUGGGGUACAAUGUGAUGUUUUGAUACAUGUAUACAUUGGCUAAUGAACAAAUCAGGGUAAUUAGCACAUCUCUCACCUUAAACAUUUAUUUCUUUGUGAACAUUUGAAUAGCUCUCGUCUAGCUGUUUUGAAAUACAUCAUGCAUUAUUGUUUACUUAUUCUACUGUGCAAUAAAACUCCAGAACUUAUUCUUCCUAUCUUGCUGUAGCUUUAUACCAAUUGACUAACCUUCCCCCUACCUCCCUAUCUUCUGGUAACCAUUAUUCUACUCUGUACUUCUGUGAGAACAACUUUUAAGAUUCCACACAUGAGUGAGAUCAUACAGUAUUUGCCUUUCUGUGCCUGGCUUAUUUCACUUAAUGUAAUGUCUUCUAGAUUCAUUCAUGUUGUCACAAAUGAUAAGAUUUCAUUCAUUUUUUUAUAGCUGAAUUGUAUUCUAUUGUUAUUUUCUUCAUCCAUUUAUCCAUUAAUAGACAUUUACUUUGAUUUCAUAUCUUGGCUAUUGUGAAUAGUGCUGCAAUAAACAUAGGAAUGCAGAUAUCUGCAUACUAAUUUCAUUUCCUUUGGCUAUUUAUCCAAUGGUGGGAUUGCUGGAUCAUAUGGUAGUUCUAAGUUUUUGAAUAACCUUCAUAUUGUUUUCCAUAACAGCUGUAUUAAUUUACAUUCCCACCAGCAGUGUGUAAGUGUUCCCUUUCUUCAUGUCCUCUCCAGCACUUGUUAUAGUUCAUCUUUUGCAUAGUAGCUAUUCUAACUGGAGUGAGAUAAUAUCUCAGUUGUAGUUUUGAUUUGCGUUUCCCUGGUGCUAGCAAUGUGAGCAUUUUUUCAUAUAUCUGUUGGCCAUUUGUAUAUCUUUUGAGAAAAGUCUAUUCAGGUCUUUUGCCCAAUUUUAAAUCAGGUUAUAUAUUUUUUUGUUGCUGAGAUGUUUGAGUUCCUUAUAUAUUUUGAAUAAUCCCUUAUCAGGUGUAUAGUUUGCCAAUAUAUUCUCCCAUACUGUAGGUUGUCCCUUUACUCUGUUGAUUGUUUCCUUUGCUGUAUAGAAACGUUUUAGUUUGAUGCAAUUCCGCUUAUCUAUAUUUGCUUGUGUUACCUAUGCCUUUGAGGUUUUAUUUAAAAAAAUCUUUUAUGCAAAUGGACUAAAAAAUAAAAAUAAA
Messenger RNA from Symphalangus syndactylus (siamang), 13303 nucleotides. It is a transcript of the gene AEBP2, whose product is annotated as AE binding protein 2. Gene Ontology annotation, biological process: regulation of transcription by RNA polymerase II. Gene Ontology annotation, cellular component: ESC/E(Z) complex. NCBI's taxonomy places the organism in Eukaryota, Metazoa, Chordata, Mammalia, Primates, Hylobatidae. The record is from RefSeq and is a predicted model, not a curated record.